UCCUACUUUCUAGCCCUCUCUCUAUUCUCUUCUGUCUGACUACUGCUGCUGCGGCUGCGCACUCAAUAACAACAACAUAUCUCUCAUCUUUCUGCAUUCCCUCAGCAGAAUGUCUCCUCCCAAUGCUCCAACCUCUGACCCACUCUCCACUGCUACUCAUCUCACCCAUCGUGAACUUCUGUGCCGUCGUCUUCGUAACACUAAACGUCUUAUCAAACACUACAGACGUGAGUAUUGGGCUCUCAUGGAUGAAGUCAGGAUCAAACAUAGACAAUAUGUUACUGAGACUGGUCUUAGCCCUUUCAAGGAUGAACCUGAUGUUGUCGUUGACAAUUACACUAACAUCUGUGCUUUUCAUGGUUGUAAUUCUAAGCCUAUGCCUUGCACUUCGUUUUGCUUUACGCACAUUCUCUCUGAGCCCAAACAAGUGCUUUAUAAGCCUUGCACUUUCGUUAUUGCUAGGUCAGCGGCUGGACCUGUAACAUGCCAGAAACCUAUAAUAAGUUCUACGACUCCGUCUUACUGCACUGUCCACAUGAAGAAAGCAGAGAUGCAUCUUGCUAUGGCAUUGAAGAAGGCGGGACUGAAUAUCUCCCCCACGGACAAAGUGAGUCCUGAAUUUCAUGAAUUGGUGCCUGAAUUUGUUCGUCAAAUUCAGGCAAAAAGAAGAGCAAUGAGGGGAAAAGAAUGUAAGACUGUUAUUAAGAAGGAGGAGGAUGCAGAGAAAUGUGAAACUGAGGUUAAAGAGGGAGAUGACAUUGCCGAGGGGUGAAACUGAGGUUAAAAUGGGAUACAAACAUAAAUAAUAAUCCCUGUUACAAACCUGUUUCUAUUGGAGCAGUGUGAAUGACAGAAGACACCGAAUAAACAAGUUUCAAUUUGAGAGAAUAAUAAAUCGAAUCUUUAGAAUAAAAACAGCCUGGCUUAAAAUAACUGGUUCGUAUACUGAUUUUGGUUUCGUUUUCAAGUAAUAUGAAAUGCGCAAUGGCUUGCUUUUUCUCAGUUUCCUCUGCUCGUGUUAACACCUUAUCAGCACAAAGACAUUUGGAUGAUCAUUUAUGGGAUUAAUUUUGGUAAUGUAGGGAUUGUGCUUUAGAAAAGUGUAGUGAAGGAAUGCUGAUGAAUUGAAAAGGAGCAACAAAUUGUGUGGGCUCUUGGUUCCCAAGCAUUGCAUUGUUGAGAUUGAGUUGUUUGAAUUGUAAUAUCCAUGAUUUUCAAUUUUAAUUACAUUUACUGAA
Molecule: messenger RNA, 1238 nt
Organism: Vicia villosa (hairy vetch)
Lineage: Eukaryota; Viridiplantae; Streptophyta; Magnoliopsida; Fabales; Fabaceae
Exons: 2
Coding region: 110-772 (220 amino acids)
Cellular component (GO): NSL complex
Source: RefSeq, a predicted model, not a curated record